AACAAACCAUGGCUACCUCCUCGUCGGCGCUCAUUCUCCUGCUGGCUGUGUCAUUCGCCGCCGGCGCCAGCACGACGUCCUUCAGCAUCACCAACCACUUCACCGUGUGGCCGGUGGCGAGGCCGGUGGGCGGCGGUAGGAAGCUCAACAGCGGCGAGAUGUGGAACCUUGACAUCCCGGCGGGCACCCGCACGGCCACCAUCUGGGGCCGCACGGCACUAGCUUUUCCUACUAGUGCGGGCUGCAGCUUCAACGGAAACUCCGGCCGCUGCGCAACCGCCGACUGUGCCGGCGCGUUGUUCUGCACCCUGUCUGGACAGCCUCCGCUGACGCUGGCAGAGUUCACCCUCGGCGGCGAGUUUGAUUCUUAUGAUAUCUCCGUGAUCGACGGGUUCAACAUCGGUGUGACACCCCGGAACCGCGGCAAGGACCGCGGGUUGGUACUGGAAAAGACGCAGGGGCCAAAGCGCAAAAAGAUCAGAUCUGGAUCUGGGAGAGUGAUUUCUCACCGGGAGAACAUCCAGCCACGGUCGAUGAUGGGUGGGACCCAGCGUGUAGACGUGGACGAUGACGUGGCAAACCUUCCGUGCGCACGAACGCAAGGUGCUCGACACCGGUUUGCCGUGCGCGUUCCAGGGAGGCAUGGUCACCGCGGCUCGGUGACGAAGGAAGUGGCGUUGCAGGGCCUCCCCGGAGGCGUGCGGGUGUGCGCCGGUUGGGCCUCGCCGGCGCGGGUCAGGAGGAGGCGGAUCCGUUGA
Lolium perenne is the source of this 758-nucleotide messenger RNA. NCBI's taxonomy places the organism in Eukaryota, Viridiplantae, Streptophyta, Magnoliopsida, Poales, Poaceae. The record is from RefSeq and is a predicted model, not a curated record.